CCUGUUGAGUGUCUCCGUGGAUAAGGCUGGGUGUUGGCGCACAGUGUGGAGAGAAGUCGCUGCUUCUGAGUCAGAUAUCCGCCUGCUUCAGAGAAAUUCUCAGUUUUUUCUUCUGCAUAGAUACAACGUCGUAAAGGUAAAAGCAUCUGCAGUGAAAAUGGCAAAGGUCUGUGCUUUGGUGUUAAUGACACUCAUGUCGCUGGUGUUUGCAGAUGCACAGGACGCAGAGGACGACCCAUUUACCUUUGACUACCACAGACUGCGUGUUGGAGGCCUGAUUCUAGCUGCCGUCCUCUGUCUCAUUGGCAUCACCAUCCUGCUCAGUGGACACUGCCGGUGCAAGUUCAACCAGGACAAGAGAAGGAGGCAAGCAAGCAACGCUCAGCCAAUGCUCACUGAUCAAGGUCGUUCCUGCGACUGCUAGACAUUGAUCAGUAAACACACACUGAUGUCCCAAACCUGCAACCAACAGAACACAUGGAGGAGCAGCAGCGGGUUCAAACCAUCCAGCCAGAAGAUCUGAUGUCUUGUUAGAGAGCAGCAGAAAGUAGUCUUUGUGUACCUGCUAUGAGGAGCAAUGCUUUCUGCCUAAUAACUGAGCUACUGAUCUGAAGUCUGCACCUGCAUACACACACAAAACUUCUGUCACUUUCAUUUCAAUCAGUCAAACCCUUUUUACAUAUUUAAAAAAUUAAGAGUCAUUGAGACAAAGAAACUGCCCCGCCUUUUGAGAACUCAUCCUGUAAUGACCUUUAAUCAUUUAUUAGUAAUCGUUGUGCUGGAUUGAGCUGAAAGUGACUCCAAUAGACGGUAUCUCAAACCUUUUACCAAAAAUGUCCCUGUGUCCACAUACUGUAGCUUAUGUGAAUGUCUCACACUUCUUCUGUUAUCUGUUUAAACAUUGAUGUAGAUAUUAGCAGCUAACUUUGACAAGCCUAACCCACUGUUCAUGCUUUUAUGUCAAAGAUAUAUAAAAUCCACAUAUUCAUGAGUGUUUAGAGAGCUGUUGUUGAUAAUUAAUGAUAAUAUUUUAAUUCUUGUGUUUGGCUUUAUGGAAGAAUGUAGUGGAUUGCACUGUUCAGAGAUACAGAGACACUCUGUCAUGUUUCUAUAAACAAAUUAUUGAAACAAAAA
Molecule: messenger RNA, 1134 nt
Organism: Cheilinus undulatus (humphead wrasse)
Lineage: Eukaryota; Metazoa; Chordata; Actinopteri; Labriformes; Labridae
Product: phospholemman-like
Exons: 8
Coding region: 158-424 (88 amino acids)
Biological process (GO): regulation of sodium ion transmembrane transporter activity
Cellular component (GO): membrane
Molecular function (GO): sodium channel regulator activity
Source: RefSeq, a predicted model, not a curated record